AUGGCGAACCGCAUGUCCGUCUACUCGAUGGCCUCGGAGCCUGGCCUGACCGGCUCUAGGGGCGGCCAGCAGUCUGCCCAGGUCUCGACAACAACGUUGCUGAACUCGAUUCACAACAUCUACCUUUCCUCCCAACCAUACCAGCUUGACGCGGGGACAAGUCUCGUAGUCAACACGUGGCUCACGGCCUCGCAGCCCGGGCAAAAUGGAGUCAUUGGCGGCACGAUAGACACCGAUCUCGUCACAAGGGCUUGGGAACAUGCCCGCCGCCGUGCCGAAGAUGGUUGCAUCAUCUUUGGCUCUCUCCAUACAUCUACCCCCUCCCUUCUCCGACCUGCGCUCUCGUCCCUCCCUGUAUCCAUCCCGAGUUCGAUCCUCCAAUCCCUGCAGGCUAUCGAGCCUUUCCUCCGAUGCGUGACACCGUACAACCCGUCAACACCACGAGAAAUUGCCCUAGGUGUCACUUUGACUCUUAACCUCACCGGCAGGGUAGUCGGUGCAUCAGUGGCCUUGUCACAGGGCGGGAUCGACACCGACAAGGGUUUGCUCCGCAUCCCCGCUGAGGCGGGCAACCGUGCCUUUGACGUCUUUUACUAUCUCCUUACAUCGGCCUCUACCCCGGCCGAGCGGGAAUUUUUGGGUCUCAAGGGCGCGUCCAGCUAUAAUUUGCUAGCUCGCUCUGGCACCUAUGACCCUCCGUCCUACCUGCCCACCGCCGACGAUGGUGCCGCGGCCGACGACUUCCGGUCUGCCUUGAAGGAGAUUGGCAUCAAGGGAUCUGCCCACCGCAACUUCAUCUCCACCCUUGCCGGCCUCCUGAAGCUGGGCAACACUGUUGACUACAACGUUGACGGGGAUGUCUUGGACGAGAUCAGCGAGGAUGUCGGUGGGCUUCUUGGCCUGGAGCCCGAGGUUCUCGCGAGGCAAUGCACCACGGAGGACCGCGCUACGUUUGUCGGGGGCCUUUAUGAAGCAUUGGUGGAUUGGGUCAUCAAGAAGGCCAACGAGGCCAUCGCCGCCCAAAUGGGUCGGAUUAGGGACGGAGAGGAAUCGGCAGACGGCAGCCAGGUCGGCGGGGCACCCAACCCCGUUGAGGACACCGGAGAUACCGGUAUCAACCUCGGUCGCGGCGGCCGUUUUGACCUGCCUGCCAUGCUUAGCACAAGUCGGGCGUGGUAUCAUCUCUGCAUCCACCCGACCGAUGAGUCGCCAGCUAACCUGGCGGCUCUGCCCUCGGUCAACUCGGCGUGGUCGGCCGGCACUGUCUCGAGACAACUCCGGUCCUGGCGGCUUCCAGAGUGGUCCAACCGGCGGAACAAGCGCCUCGAUUACACCGUCGAUUUCGAUUUUGAAGAGUUUGUGGCCCGCUACCGUAUGUUAGGGUGCAUGGAUGGCCGCGACGGUAUCGGGAGUUGGAUUCUCGAACGUGGCUGGGCCAAUGGCGAGGUGGUGAUCGGCCGCGAGCGCGUGUGGAUGCGGGAGAGUGCUUGGUGGGAGGUUGAGGGCGUGAUGGAUAUGAAACCUGGGGAUGCCGAGAGACUCGGGAGCAUGCCUAAUAUGAUGCCUCCUGGUGGUCUCGCCACCGGCUAUUCUGCUGCCGGAAACGGCUACUUCCCCCCGCAGCCAUUCCAGGACGCCUCCUCCAACGGGAGCCGCGAGCACCUGGUCCACCAGAGGAACAUGAGCCAGGCGACCUUAGGCGGCGGGGUUCGUCCCAUGAUGGCCCCAUCCAUCGCGCCUACCGCCGUGACCGGUAUGCGUAACGUCGUCGCCGGCGACUACGGUCUUGGCCACAAGGGCGACACUCACAAACAAGACGCCUACUACGACGCCGACGGCCAGUUGGUUGGCCUCGAAAGCGAUCUCGCGGCCAACAAAAAGAUCGAGGAGCAGCCCAUCUCUGCUGGGAGAAGGGCGUGGGUAAUCAUCGUUUGGGCACUGACUUUCUGGAUCCCGUCGCCUCUUCUCCAUUACGUCGGACGCAUGAAGCGGCCCGACGUGCGGAUGGCGUGGCGGGAGAAGCUCGUCAUCUGUUUUAUUAUCGCGCUUCUCAACGGUAUAAUUGUCUUCUGGAUUAUCUUCUUUGGUAAACUGCUCUGCCCCGACUACGACAAGGCCUGGUCCCGGAACGAGGUUAAGAACCAUCAAGGAGCGGAUGAUUUCUGGGUCAGCGUCCACGGCAAGGUCUACGACAUCUCCAAGUUCUGGAAGUUGGAGCACGGCACCCCUGCUUACGAAACCACGCGCGAAAACAUGGAGCCCCUGGGUGGCCUGGAUAUGGACAACUACUUCAUCGUGCCGCUCACCCUGGCAUGCCCUGGGCUAGGCAUCAAGGAUGAGACGAUCCGGCUCGAGCUCAACAACACGGACUCGCAGGAGUGGCAGCUGGCCAUCCACGAUUCUGGUCACUAUGCCAGGGACCCCACUGGCUCCAUGGGGAAGGUCGACUGGUAUUCCAAGAAGUUCUUGCCGCGCAUGAAGGAAUACAUCACCGGAGAACUUGUCUGGGAUCCAAACCAGAUCAAGAGAGAAGGUGAUGAUGACCAGCGCCCGUGGUUCAUCUGGGAAAACAGAAUCUAUGACUUGACCGACUACGUGAAGACCCAAAAGGUCCAUCGCGACCAUCCCAACUGGGCCUUUUUGCAUCCUAAGGUUGUGAGCACCAUCAAAAACAACCCCGGCCAAGACCUUACCGAGCAAUUCGCCAAGAUUCUUGACGAUGCGAAUUCCACCGAAACGGUCAACAUCAAGAACACUUUCAACUGCCUCAACAACCGGUUCUACCUGGGCAUCACGGACUACCGUGAGACGGCCAGGUGUCAGUUCAACAAGUGGAUUCUCAUUGCCUUCACCAUCGUCAUCUGCGCCGUGAUCCUCAUCAAAUUCGUGUCGGCCCUCCAGUUCGGUUCUAAGAAACGCCCCUCCCCCCAGGAUAAGUUCGUUAUCUGCCAGGUGCCGGCGUACACGGAAGGCGAAGACUCGCUGCGGCAGGCGCUUGAUUCUCUCACUGCCUUGCAGUACGACAAUAAGCGGAAGCUGAUCUGCGUUAUUUGUGACGGUAUCAUCGUCGGUGCCGGAAACGACCGUCCCACUCCCAAGAUCGUCCUGGAUAUCCUCGGCGUGGACCCGAAGGUUGACCCGCCCGCACUAGCGUUCAAAUCGGUUGGCACGGGAGGCGAGCAGCUCAACUACGGCAAGGUCUACUCUGGCCUGUACGAGUACGAAGGCAACGUGGUCCCCUACCUUGUUGUCGUCAAGACGGGCAGGGAGUCGGAGCGUGAGAAGACCAAGCCCGGCAACCGCGGCAAGCGUGACUCGCAGAUCCUGCUCAUGAGCUUCCUCAACCGCGUCCACCACCGCGCUCCCAUGAAUCCCCUCGAGCUGGAGAUGUUCCACCAGAUCAACAACAUCAUCGGCGUGGAUCCCGAGCUGUACGAGUAUCUCCUGAUGGUCGAUGCCGAUACCAAUGUCCGCGAGGACUCCCUCAACCGUCUUGUUGCGGCCUGUGCCAACGACGCAAAGAUUGCUGGUAUCUGUGGCGAGACAAGCUUGCAGAACGAGGAACGCUCGUGGUGGACUAUGAUCCAAGUCUACGAGUACUACAUCUCGCAUCAUCUCGCCAAGGCCUUCGAGUCGCUGUUCGGUAGCGUUACCUGCUUGCCGGGAUGUUUCUCCAUGUACCGGCUGCGGACGGCUGACAAGGGCAAGCCUCUGAUCAUCUCCGACGACAUCAUCCGCGACUACAGCGACUGCAAUGUUGACACGCUCCACAAGAAGAACCUGCUGUCGCUCGGCGAGGAUCGUUACUUGACCACCCUCAUGACCAGGUACUUCCCCUACAUGUCGUACAAGUUCAUCCCCGAUGCCUACUGCCAGACCGCGGCACCCGAGAAGUGGAGCGUCUUGCUGUCUCAGCGUCGUCGCUGGAUCAACUCCACCAUCCACAACCUGAUGGAGCUGAUGUUCAUCCCCGAACUGUGCGGUUUCUGCUUCUUCUCCAUGCGCUUCAUGGUGUUCAUCGACCUCUUUGGCACCAUCACCCUCCCAGCAACAUGCGUUUACCUCGGCUGGCUUCUGUACACGGUCAUCACCCGCACCGGCCCGUUCCCCUUGAUUUCCGUCAUUAUGUUGGCAGUCGUGUACGGCCUCCAGGCCCUGAUCUUUAUCCUCAAGCGCCAGUGGCAGCACGUUGGUUGGAUGAUCAUCUACAUCAUUGCCUUCCCGGUAUACUGGCUCAUCUUGCCCAUCUACUCGUUCUGGAACCAGGACAACUUCUCGUGGGGUAACACGCGUAUCGUUAUUGGCGAGUCUGGCAAGAAGCAGGUGGUUGCCGUUGACGAUGAAGGUUUCGACCCGCGGUCUGUGCCACUCCAGCGCUGGGAUGAUUACGCCCUCGCCAACAAUCUCCCCGGCCGGCGCGGCGGCCACUCGGAGAAGCACGGCAUGGACGUCAACGUGGGCAUCAUGAUGUCGAUGGGCGCCGACCAGCGCCGUUCGCACACGCCCUACGCCGACUACCCGCGUAGCAACAGCGGCCGCCAAUCUCCGCGGUAG
Chaetomium globosum CBS 148.51 is the source of this 4554-nucleotide messenger RNA. RefSeq lists its product as uncharacterized. Lineage: Eukaryota; Fungi; Ascomycota; Sordariomycetes; Sordariales; Chaetomiaceae. The coding region runs from base 1 to 4554 and encodes 1517 amino acids. The record is from RefSeq and is a predicted model, not a curated record. Gene Ontology annotation, molecular function: ATP binding; cytoskeletal motor activity; chitin synthase activity. The transcript has 5 exons. Gene Ontology annotation, cellular component: cell septum; cell periphery; myosin complex.